AUGCCGGCCGCCCCUGGCCACGCCGGCGGUGCGGUGUCGGACCGCGCGCAGCUGCCAGGUGCAUCGGCGAGCGGCGGAGUGCAGCACCGGGCCCUGAGGCCUUCGCAGCCGGUGAAGCUGGAAACGUUCAGCAUUGUGCUUCCGUGUGCGUAUGAGGGCCAGAACGCGGUGCGCACGGUGGAGUCAAUCUGGAAGCACACGAAGCCCUCCCGCAUCAAAGAGUUCAUUCUCGUCGACGAUGGCAGCGUCCCUCCCCUGGAAACUGAGCUGCCCUAUGAUCUGCUCCAUGGGAAGCGAGUCGGCGCCCCUGUCGUCAUCCUUCGCCAGCCGAAGACGCUCGGGCUGAUCGCGGCGAAGAAGCGCGGGGGCGACGCCGCCAAGGGUGACGUGAUCGUCUUUCUGGACUGCCACGUGGCCCCAAAUGACGGCUGGGACGAGGCGUUCCUGAGGCAGAUGAGCCGCGCCGCCCUGCCCAUGAUCACCGCUCUCGACCCCGAUACCUGGACGGAGAAGGCGUCGGGGCCGAGGAGCUACGCUUGUUACGUCCUCUGGAACGGCGACUUCACCUGGCUGAGCAACGCGGGCCGGGACGUUCCGCUCAUGAGCGGGGGCCUCCUGGCCCUCAGCCGGCGGUGGUGGGAGGAAACGGGCGGCCUUGACGACCGGAUGAUCGCGUGGGGCGGCGAGAACAUCGACCAGUCGAUCCGCGCCUGGCUGUGCGGCGGGCGGAUCGAGCUGGCCGAGAAUGCGAGCAUCGCCCACAUGUGGCGGGACUCCAAGAAUCCCAAGACGACAAGGAAGUUCCCGAUGCCGACCGAGGACGUGAUGCGCAACAAGGCGCGCGCCGUCGCUGCAUGGUUCGACGAGUUCAAGGAGAAGACCUUCUCCUUCCCGGAGUACGAGGACAUCAUUUCUGGAAAGAACCCCAUGGGGGACAUGGGUCACUUCGACAGGCUGAAGAAGACGCUCACCUGCAAGCCGUUCACGCUGGGCCUGCGGGUCCACCGCUUCGACUACGUGUACAUCCACUCGGGCCUGAUUCCCGAGGAGGUGUUCCAGCUCCGGGAGCAGAGCACGGGCCUCUGCCUCGAGCGCACCGUGAGCGCCGAGAUGCACCACGGCGGGCUCGUCCUCGCGCCGUGCGCCGCCGGCUCCGAGCUGCAGCUGUGGCACCCCGCCAACCGGGACCGGUCGAGGGCGCGCGGCCCGUGCUGCAGCGGCAUCGCGAACUGGAACUUCAUCCUCUGUGUCAACUCCCCAGGCCUGGGCGCCCCUGCGUCGGUGUUCGAGUGCGACAUAUCUGGCGGCUCUGGGCUCUCCAACACCCAGGAGUUCAGGCUGCGGGACGGGCAGAUCGAGUUCCAGGGCGGCAAGGGCUGUCUGUCGCCCGCCGCGCUGACCCUGGCUCGUGCUGUGGCCUCCAUCCCUGGGACCUGCCGUGUGAGAGUCUCGGAGCUGGACCUACAGCCAGGCGGCUCCAAGGGCUCAUUCCGUCUUGUGACAACAGAGCGGGCUCCUCUGCCCUUGCAGUCCGCAUGCGCAGCCGCAACUUCCUCUGCAGACAAGGCCAGCUCCGAGCUGACUCUGGGCUUCCAGAAGUGCGAGGGUGCAGAGCCUGAGCAGACCUUCCACGUCAAGAAGAUGCAUGGCGGCUUUCAGGUUCAGGUGGGCGAGAGCGGCAAGUGCCUGGACGCAGCCGGCGGCAAUGGUCUCUUGGUUUACCAUUGCUACGAAGAGUCGGUUGGCAACAAGAAUCAAAUUUGGCACCUUGAUGGCGGCGAGCUUGUCUGGAGAGGGUCAGGAGAAUCACAUUGUGUUGACGUUGAUCUUAGCACCAUUCAAGACGCCCAACAGGAUGAAGGCAUCAAGCUGGAGACGUGUGCUUCUAAAGAUGGCCAGCUGUUUUCCAUUGAUCGAGGGGGUUCUCGGCAAAACACAUUCCACAUCCGCGAUGCUGAUCGUAAUAGUUGUUUGGUGAGAUCCUCCAGCACGAAACACUUGGACAUGGGUGGCUGCAGCGAAGACCAAAGGUGGCGCGAGAUGGGAGAUACGAGGCAAAUUCAGCAUGUCAGUUCCGGGCACUGCUUGGACGCUGGGGAUGAAUCCGCGCCGAUUUUGUACCCCUGUCACACGCCAACUGCCGGGCGGAAGCAGCGCUUCCGGACGCGAGAUUCUUCGAAUUAUAUGAUGGUCCAGAUGGAGAAGGGCUGGGAGGACAACGGCAGGAAGAUAUAUCCAACUUCGAGAAGUGCCUCGACUUCAAGCCUAGGCGACCCACCCAGCUGGCCGUGCGCCGGUGCCCCGCCGUCCGCGGACGCGGCGUGCUCUUCUCGAAGGUCGGCGCGCGGGUGCCCCCGGAGACGCUGCUGUGGCAGCGCGCCGCGAG
Prorocentrum cordatum is the source of this 2386-nucleotide messenger RNA. The record is from the annotation of a GenBank genome assembly. NCBI's taxonomy places the organism in Eukaryota, Dinophyceae, Prorocentrales, Prorocentraceae.